UAAAAAUAAAAACUCAAACUGCGGAUCAAUAAUCAUGAGUCUGCUCCUCAAGAUCAGUGUUUACCUGUGUCUGUGUGCAGGCGUGCCAUGUGUCCACCUGGUGUCAUGGCUGCCGUGUCAGUUCACGGACGAGCACGUGUUCCUGAACCUCGAGGGUCACACCGAGACCGAGCACCGCCACCGGGAGGCCGCGCUGCAGUUCGGUCAGACGGGCGACGCCCCGCUGAACCCCCGCGCCGUCACGUUCCUGAUCACCGGGUCCAAGUUGGACCUGCGGCGGUUCCUGGAGGAAACGGAGGCGGAGCAUCUGGACUGCGAGCUGCGGCGGUUCAGCACCGACGGCCGCCGCGCCCGCUGGCCGGUCCAGGGCGGGCCGGGGUCCAACCGCUGGUUCAGCUGCACCCUCAGACACGCCCAGGGCCUGUUCACGGUCACGGGGGUCCUCAGGCACCCGUCUGACCAGCCGGCCCCCGGGCAGCAGGACUACCACAGCUGGCCCGCCAUCGCGGACGGGGAGACUCUCACCACCUCGGUCGCCGUGGUCAUUAAAACCCAGACUCCCUCGGUGAGAGCCGCCCUCGCCUCCCAACAAAAGCUCCACUGCCAGUUUGCCGUCGACCACAAGGGACCCAACGUGACGGUGGAGUGGCACCGGCAACGCCGUGGAGAGAGAACCAGACUCUUCAGUCACGCCGCCCGCUCGGGCCGCAGCGAGGGCGGCGGCGUCGGGCUGAGGGGCUUAGCGGGCGGCGACGCCUCCUACGGCGUCCCGUUCGCCAAGAUAACGAGCGAAGGAACGUACGUUUGUUCUGUGACGGUGCCGCCGCUGUUCGUCAGUCUGGAUAUCAGUCUGCACAUCGAAGAGCCCCCCCGCGUCUCCCUGAACAUUGGCCCCGCCCUCUCGCUGCAGGAGGGCGGCGAGCGGAAGGUCUCCUGCGACGCGGAGGGCUACUACCCUCUGGACGUGGAGAUGGUCUGGUCCGUCCAGGACCCGGCGGCGGCGGACAGGCGGGUGGGCGCCCCGCUCCCCCAGGUGCUCCAGAACGUCCUGCUGACCAGCCACAGGCGCAACCGUGACGACACCUACUCGCUGACGGCCUUCUUCCUCCUGCGGGCGUCGCCGCGGGACUCGGGCCGGCGGUUUACGUGCAGCGUGUCCCACCGGUCCCUCAGGGCGCCCGUCAGGAAGAGCUUCGUCCUGACCGUUGAGGAGCCCUGGGCGGGGCCCCGCCCCCUGGGCCUCGCCGCCAUCGUGCUGCUGCUCGCCCUGCUGCUGCUGCUGCGCCACCUGCACUCAGCGAGAAAACACAUGCAGAAGAAGAAGCCCUACUGAGCUGCUUCAUGAAGAGGAGGACGACUCCUCAUGUUACUUUUAGAACGUCUCAGACGAGGAGAUUUUUGGGGAGUUUCUAUGAAACUGACUGCAUGAAUGGUUUUGUUGUUGUUGUUGUUGUUGUAAAGUAAAUUAUUCUGGAUGAACAUCACGACACAUAUUGUGCAACAUUCGUUUAAAGAUGCCUUAACGAGCAGUUUUUCUUCACCUCUGUUGGGGCUCAGCGCCCCCUGCUGGACAUCCGAUAAACUUCUCGCGGUUAAAAUUCUACAAAGAAUAAUUUAAAUAUCUUGUCAUUUUAAAGACGUAAUCAACAUAAAUAAACAACUGUUGCAACUUUAAUAUCACCAAGCAACCAAUCAAUACACACACAGUUGUUUUGCCAUGUUUGAUAGUUAAUAAUAUGAAUAAUAAGAAUAAUCUGAAUAAUAUUAACAUUAUUUAUGAAGCAGCAAAAGUCAAACAGGAAGCAGAACCUGAUGAGAAGUAAAUACUUUAAAUAUGGAUUCUUAAAGUCAGUAUUGAUUUCCUGACUCAUUGCAGCUGAUAUUAAAUAUUUAAAGCCCAGUUUAUGUUUUCCUUGUUUUUCACGAUCAGAAGUUUGGAACUCGUGGUUUAUGAAUCUUUCAUGGGGAAGUUUAUGAAAUAAAAGCCAAACUUGGAAGAUGAAUAUAUAUAUAUAUAUAAACAUAUAAUUGGAUCUCCUUUUCUUUCUCAUCAUGUUUUUCUUUCUCUUUAUUUGUGAGUGAUCCUGAGAAGUGAUCCGAGGGUCGAGGCAAACAGAGACUUCAAAUAAAAAUAUUUUUGUAAAUCGGA
This is a messenger RNA of Pseudoliparis swirei, 2149 nucleotides long. RefSeq names its product dehydrogenase/reductase (SDR family) member 13b.2 (gene dhrs13b.2). The record is from RefSeq and is a predicted model, not a curated record. The coding region runs from base 35 to 1333 and encodes 432 amino acids. Lineage: Eukaryota; Metazoa; Chordata; Actinopteri; Perciformes; Liparidae. The transcript is spliced from 8 exons.